Molecule: messenger RNA, 3316 nt
Organism: Drosophila bipectinata
Lineage: Eukaryota; Metazoa; Arthropoda; Insecta; Diptera; Drosophilidae
Gene: Ttc7
Product: tetratricopeptide repeat domain 7
Biological process (GO): protein localization to plasma membrane; phosphatidylinositol phosphate biosynthetic process
Cellular component (GO): plasma membrane
Molecular function (GO): protein binding
Source: RefSeq, a predicted model, not a curated record
CAUCUUACGUCAUUGUGUUACGUUGUCUUACGUUUCCGAUUCGGUCAUACUAUCGGCCUGCCAAAGAAGAAGACGGAAUCAACACGAAAAGUCCAAUGUUUGAGAAAUAAUUCGAUUAGCUGAAGAAAAAUGCUGUAAGCUGAGGCUGGACAGGGUAGACACAUCGACUCCACCAAACUGAGACAGCAGAGCAUCGAGGACUCUUCCCCCAGCUGUCAAACGGACGGAUGGCCAACAGAAAUAUGCGUAACACCACCAAGGUGGAGGCGCUGAUUGAGAGCUGCCGCAGCGAGGGAAAGUGGCAGCGCGUCAUUGAGCUGACUGAUGAGUUGAAGACCGGAUCGCCACACAACGAGUGUCUGGCCAACUUCCUGGUGGGUGAAGCCCGCCUGGAGAACUACCUGGAGGAGAAUGCCCUUGCAGCUGCUGACUCGACCUUUGGGCGGGCCAAGUCUGGGCUGGCAGAGGCAAGGCGUUUCCUUCAUUUAGCCCUUGGCGAGAGUGGACAGAAAGCGGGGAUCGCACUGGACGCCUAUUUGCUACUGGCCAAGCUAUGCUUUGCUUGCGGCGAAUAUGAGCAGAGCUUGGACAACUUUGUCAAGGCAGAGCUGAAUACGCUGGCGGAGAAAGAACUAACUCUGCGCAGCCUUAAGAUCUUGGCCGAGUCUUACGCCAUCAAGGGCCUAUGUUUGGAGCAGCAGACUUCGAAGCCUUCGUCCAAGUUCAAAAAGGCCGAAAAGGACACUGAAAUGAUCAGCUGCUUUGAACGCGCCUCCGAUCUGGGCCUGCUGUACCUCCAGGAAUAUGACAUCGUGAGUGGCAGCGGCUCCUCAAACAACUCCACGGCUGGUUCAACGCUCAACGUGAAUGCUUCGAGUGUGCAGCCUUCGAGCAGCAGCUUUGCAAUCAGCAGCACCAUUCCGGCCAGCGGCCCAACCGGCCUGGAGGCCAACCGUCGGAUGGGCGCCAUCCUGGAAACUGCGCUGCAACGUGCGCCCAUUGUGCUCAUUAAGACGGGAAAGUUGCAGGAGGCCGUUGAGCGCUAUCGCAUUAUGCUGAACGCCAUUGAGACAAAGGCCACCCAAUCCCUGCGUCUGACCUUGGCGCGCCAACUGGCGGAAGUGCUGCUUCGCGGCGUUUCCGGAACUAUCUACGCGCCGCCAUUCGUUGCGAAGGGAGGCGGUGGAACACUGCGUGGGGGUUCCUCAAAAAAGUUAUGGAAACCUCGGAAGUAUGCCGCACGCCAGCAGUUCUCGCCACGGAACCAGCAGGAGGAAGUUAUUCUGCUGCUUCUUAUAGCAGAGGCCCUCGCCGUGAGGGAUACUGUUCUUUCGCAAAGCCCCGAGUUUCGGAUUGCUCGGCAGCACGCAAUGGGCAACGUGACAGCCGUCUAUGAUCUGCUCACUCUCGCCACGGUGCGCUGGGGUCUUGUCCAACUCCUGAACGAAUCCUUUGAGAAGGCGCUGAAGUUCAGCUUCGGAGAGCAGCAUGUGUGGCGGCAGUACGGCUUGAGUUUGAUGGCCGCCGAGAAGCACGCCCACGCCUUGCGCGUCCUGCAGGAGUCGAUGAAGUUGACGCCAAGCGACCCACUGCCCUGCAUGCUGGCCUCGCGCCUCUGCUACGAAAGUCUGGAAACGGUGAAGCAGGGACUGGACUACGCCCAGCAGGCUCUGAAGCGGGAAGUCAAAGGACUGCGACCGUCGCGCUGCCAGCUAUUUGUCGGAAUUGGACAUCAGCAGCUGGCCAUUCAGUCGAAUCUGAAGAGCGAACGGGACGCGUGCAACAAGUUGGCUUUGGAAGCUCUGGAGCGGGCCGUACAGCAAGACGGGAACGACCAUCUGGCCGAGUACUAUCUCUCGCUUCAGUACGCUCUCCUGGGCCAGCUUGCAGAGGCCCUAGUUCACAUUCGCUUCGCGCUAGCCCUUCGCAUGGAACACGCACCUUGUCUCCAUUUGUUCGCUCUCCUGCUGACGGCUUCUCGCCGGCCCCGCGAAGCUCUCGGAGUGGUUGAGGACGCCUUGCACGAGUUUCCCGACAACUUGCAACUGCUGCACGUGAAGGCGCACCUGCAACUCCACCUGGAAGAUGCGGAGACGGCCUUGGCCACUGUGCAGCACAUGCUGGCCGUGUGGCGGGACGUCUAUGAAGCGCAGCUGGCGGGUGAGGAGGAGAAGCACUCGGACACCAAGAGCGGUGUGCACUUGGCGCACUCUUCGCAGAUGUCCGACAAGGACUCCAAUUCGGUAUACGCCGCUUCCCUGGCUGCAGUGUCUCGAGUGGAGCAGGCACUGAGUGAGGCGGCCAGCUCGCUGAGCUCGUUUACCCAGCGCCCAGGACCCCGGCGACCCUGGAUGCUCCAAAUCGAGAUCUGGCUUCUCUUGGCUGAUGUCUAUCUACGCAUCGACCAGCCAAACGAGGCACUCAACUGCAUCCACGAGGCUUCCCAAAUAUAUCCGCUCUCUCAUCAGAUUAUGUUUAUGCGAGGUCAGGUGCACGUCUAUCUGGAGCAAUGGCUGGAUGCCAAGCAGUGCUUCUUGAACGCCGUGGCCGCCAACCCACAUCACACAGACGCUCUGCGGGCUCUGGGUGAGACUCAUCUAAUACUCGGUGAGCCCAGAUUGGCCGAGAAGAUGUUGAAGGACGCGGCCAAGUUGGAUCCGAGUUGCCCCAAGAUAUGGUUUGCCUUAGGAAAGGUGUUGGAGACCCUAGGCGACUUCCACGCUUCGGCGGACUGCUUCGCCACAUCCCUCCAGCUGGAGCCGUCGUGCCCAGUUCUUCCAUUCACCUCGAUACCGCUGGUCUUUGAAUAGGAGCUUGCUGAUUCGGGCUGCAGGUCAUUUUAGCUUUGUUUUUGGAAGAUUCAACCUUAACUAACCUCAAAGUGAACAGCAAUAUUACUUACUACAUGUAUACUAGACUCCCAACACUUUAAAAGUCCGCAUCCUAAAUAAUAUCUUAUUUUGGUUAUUAGUUGUUGUCGCGCAGUAUUACGACUACAAGGGUUUAAAUAUUGUAUGUGCGUGCCCGUCUUUGUAAAUUAUUAGCUAGAAUUGUUCAAGUUAAUGUAUUAAUAGCUAAUGUGAAACGUCCCAACUCGGCACUCGAGACGAUGUGUGCGAAUCCUGAAAAGAUAGUGAAAAAUGAAGUUCUUCCCCGUCGCGGAGGAAGUGGAAAACGGGAUCGGAUAAUUUUUCGUUAACUUUGGAUUGUUAUUUAAUGCUAGCAUUUGAUUUAAACUAUGUUUAGAUAUAACUACUGUGUGAAAGAAUUUAAAGUUAAAUAUACACGAAACCUAUACUGUAUGUGAAAUAUGUAA